AUGUCUCAAACAUCUAUCAUCUUAUCAUGUGUUCUAAUCAGUAUAUUUCUAACAAAUCUUUGUUGGGCAAGUUUAUUAUUAGUUGAUCGUAAAAAUCCAUGUCGUGCUUAUGGAAAUGCAUCAGUCUAUGAUAUAACAAAUCUUGUCAAAACAUGGCCUGUUGCUCUUAAAGGAACUGGUUUUGAUGGUAGAGAAUAUAUUUAUUGGUGGAGUUGUGCUGGUAAAACACGACAAUGUGAAGAUACAAACACUGCCAUAUGUCAACAACGAAUAGAUGAACCUGUGCUGCGAUUUAAUGCAGGUAAUGUCUCUCCACAAUUAUGGUUUGGUUUAUUCAAUGGUGCUGUAGUUCAAAACAAUCUUACAUGGGAUAUCAUAUAUCCAAAUCUUCAAUCAGAUCCAUCACUUAUUGAUGGUACCGGUAUUCGAGUUACAGUUGUACAUUUUAUAGUUGAUCCAAAUAUUGAGAAACCUCUAUUGACAAUGAAUGGUGAAAAUAAGUAUACAGAAUAUUCAAUUACAGUUCGUGGUAAAUGUAUUGGACAACCUGCAAUCAAUCGAACGAGUUUUAUACAAGGAUAUUGUGAUCCACAAACGGGACAAAUUGUACCUGGUCCAUAUAUGAUUGACAUAAAUGCAUAG
Messenger RNA from Rotaria sordida, 642 nucleotides. NCBI's taxonomy places the organism in Eukaryota, Metazoa, Rotifera, Eurotatoria, Philodinida, Philodinidae. The record is from the annotation of a GenBank genome assembly.